Messenger RNA from Nicrophorus vespilloides, 860 nucleotides. RefSeq names its product transcription factor collier-like. The transcript is spliced from 4 exons. The annotation marks the transcript as partial. Lineage: Eukaryota; Metazoa; Arthropoda; Insecta; Coleoptera; Silphidae. Gene Ontology annotation, biological process: regulation of transcription by RNA polymerase II. Gene Ontology annotation, molecular function: DNA-binding transcription factor activity, RNA polymerase II-specific; RNA polymerase II cis-regulatory region sequence-specific DNA binding. The record is from RefSeq and is a predicted model, not a curated record.
GCGUGGAAGAAGGCCGCGAAGUGCGCGCAAAUUAAUUGGGGUAGAGCGAAAGCGAAAGGACGAUAAAUAAACAACAAAAUAAAUAAUACAGACGAAACAGAUAUAUUGACGAUCAUCAGUUUAUUAUUCACGCAUUUACAGUUCAGUUCUUGUUGUUAAUUGUUAGUUAUUGUUGUUGCUGCUGUUGUGGGUGGGUUUUUUUUUACUGAAGAAGUUGUGAGAACACCGGCAAGACGCGGUCCGACGAGAACAAUCCGGCGGAGCGCGGCUAUCCGACGGCGUCCCCGUGGCCCGCGCUGUCCCUCCCCGCACCGGACAGUCUGGAUCCGGUCGCCUGGGGCAGGAAACUGUACCCGGGGGGGGCGGCGGCGGCAGCGGCUGCCGCAGGGACGGGCGGACAUCCGCGCGUCACCGGUCCGGGCCUGAUGUUCGGCCUCCACCAUCACCAUCACCAGGAUGCCGCCUCCGCGGCCGCCGCUGCAGCCGGUCUCCAUCAUCAUCAUCAGCCACGCGGUCCCAGUCUCAAGGAGGAACCGAUCGCGACGGCACGAUCGUGGAUGCAACCAACGGUUCCCGAUCAAAACGGAAUCGGCGUGGGCAGGGCACACUUCGAAAAACAGCCUCCAUCGAAUCUCCGAAAAUCAAACUUCUUCCAUUUCGUCAUAGCCCUCUACGACAGGGCCGGACAACCAGUCGAGAUCGAGAGGACGGCCUUCAUCGGAUUCAUCGAAAAAGAUCAGGAAGCCGACGGUCAGAAGACGAAUAACGGGAUCCAAUACAGAUUGCAGCUGCUGUAUGCAAACGGCGUACGACAGGAGCAGGACAUCUUCGUCAGACUCAUCGAUUCCGUCACGAAACAA